AUGAGUAGUCCAAAAUUAUCAGAGAUUUCUUAAAAAGAAACAACAAAAGAAAAAUUCUAAGAUUAAGAAAACGAUGAAAUUCCAAUUAAAAAAAAAGUUAAAAUAGAGGAAAAACUCACCAUAAAAUUGCCAUUUGCUGACAUACUCUCAUCUGAUGAAGACUCUAGUGAUAGUAGUUAAAUUUUAACAGGUAUCAGAACAAAAUUUAUAAAUGAUGUUCCAAAUUUUGAUUCGCCAAUUUUAAUAAGAAAACCUGAAAAUAAAGAGGAUUCUUAAUUGUUUUGA
Messenger RNA from Paramecium primaurelia, 285 nucleotides. The record is from the annotation of a GenBank genome assembly. Lineage: Eukaryota; Ciliophora; Oligohymenophorea; Peniculida; Parameciidae.